AUCGCAGCGCGACGAUAGGAAGUAAGCUUCUGGGUUGCUCUGAGUCAGUCCCGAGCUCCAGAACCUGACAGGACUGCGAUCUUGCCCUUCUUUUUCUUGCUGCUAUGGAUAAUGCCUGCGGGUCGCCCCCGGAAAAAGGUGGAGAGACGGGGGAGUCAGAAGAAACGGCUGCUGCUCCCGGGGGCCCGGGGGCUACCGACACAGACGGAAUCCCAGAAGAAACUGAUGGGGACGGAGAUGCGGAUUUGAAAGAAGCUGCGGCGGAGGAAGGCGAGCUCAAGAGUCAGGAUAUCUCAGAUUUAACAGCAGUUGAAAGGGAAGACUCAUCUUUACUUACUCCUGCAGCCAAAAAAAUGAAAAUAGAUACCAAAGAAAAGAAAGAGAAGAAGCAAAAAGUGGAUGAAGAUGAGAUUCAAAAGAUGCAAAUCCUGGUUUCUUCUUUUUCUGAGGAGCAACUGAACCGUUAUGAGAUGUACCGCCGGUCAGCAUUCCCUAAGGCAGCCAUUAAAAGGCUGAUCCAGUCCAUCACUGGCACCUCUGUGUCUCAGAAUGUUGUUAUUGCUAUGUCUGGCAUUUCCAAGGUUUUCGUCGGGGAGGUGGUAGAAGAAGCACUGGAUGUGUGUGAGAAGUGGGGAGAGAUGCCACCACUACAACCCAAACAUAUGAGGGAGGCUGUUCGGAGGUUAAAGUCGAAGGGGCAGAUCCCCAACUCAAAGCACAAAAAAAUCAUCUUCUUCUAGACUGAAGCCUAGAAAGGCCUGGUACUGAAGGAAGGAGUACCGGUUCCAGACUUCCUACUGCAUGAGACUUUUGCACAGGUGCUUUAGUCCUCUAAGGAUUCCAUGAUGAUUUUGAUGUCUUUCUCAGAACUCUGAUAUUCAUCACAUCUAAAAGGCAUGCAGCCUGUUUCAUACUUGCCUUGACUAAAUAUUGGCACCUCUUUGGACAUUCUGAGGCAUUUAACUAUUUCUUGGCUAGUUGGAAGAAGAAAGGUACAUGGGCCUUAAGCGUCUUCCAGACAGAGAAGCUGCUUUCAGAAAGUCUUUCCAAGAAAGCUUUGAUGGUUUCACAUUGAAGCAUGAAGUCGCUGUGAUUUAGGUUGUUUCUUCCAUCUGGUUUUAAGUAGAUGAAACAACCAGAAACUUUGACUUAUGAUACUCUACCAUGAAGAACACAGUGAUGGGAGGAGUAGUGGAAAAGUUUAUCCCUGUACACAUGUAAAGUUCCCUAUGGAUCUUGGUGAGUGAUCAUUAAACUGUUUUCCAACUUGC
Molecule: messenger RNA, 1271 nt
Organism: Puma concolor (puma)
Lineage: Eukaryota; Metazoa; Chordata; Mammalia; Carnivora; Felidae
Gene: TAF11
Product: TATA-box binding protein associated factor 11
Biological process (GO): RNA polymerase II preinitiation complex assembly; transcription initiation at RNA polymerase II promoter
Cellular component (GO): nucleus; transcription factor TFIID complex
Molecular function (GO): RNA polymerase II general transcription initiation factor activity; protein heterodimerization activity
Source: RefSeq, a predicted model, not a curated record